GACGGAAGAGAAAAGGAGGAGGACAUCACGUGGUGAGCCGAGGUUACGCUUUGGUGCUGCACCGGGAACCGGAAGCCGCUAUAUUGGAGAGGAAGCGGGAAAGCGGCGUGCCGCUCUUUUGUGUGCCGCGGCAGAGGCGUUCGUCCCAACCGGAAAACAAUGAAGAGAUGAUCGCGAGUCUGCCACUCAACGGCGGCGGCAGCGGAGGGCCGGUGAGCCGCGUGGGUCGUGGGUUGGCCCUUCACAGGUCCAAUUCCAGUUUGGAGCUUCCGCACAGUCCGGAUCCUGCCUCCCGGGUAUCAGAGACGCCGCUCAGAAGAGAAUAUGGUUCCCAUGGAAGCAUCGACGUAGUCGCGCAGUCCAUCACGGCAGGCGAGAACUUUUUUGCUAUGCUGCAGGAUUUUCGACCAUCGGAGCAGCGUGGCGUAGUAACCGGUGACUACUUGCGUCGUGUCCAUCAGCAGGACGCGUCCGGUCAACCGCUCGAUGUCGAUGAGGUCUGCGGUCCAACCGGCGCUGGCUCCAGCCCGAAGCUGCGGUUAAAGUUGAACAGACUGUGGAGCAGUAAACCGCCACGAGCGAUGGAAGAAACGUGCACCAGUCCGGUGGUAUCGGCCGAUGUGGAAGAGCGGCACCGAAGACGGGCGUUUGCCCAUUACGAUUGCCAGUCGUUGACGGCGAAUUUGGGCUACGCCGCGAAACUCCGGGGGAUUCUCUUGGCCAGGAGAAGAAACACAGCCACUGGAGCGUCGGCCGCCAGCGCUCUAAGAGCAUCCACACCGGACGAGACUCCCGAGGAAGACGCCGGUGAUGGAAAAGGUAACGAUUUGUUAGAACCGUGCCCCUUCUUCCGUAAUGAGAUCGGCGGCGAGGGAGAACGCGAGGUUGGCCUCACUCGUUGCGCUCAGGGCAACGGAAUUCAUAGACCGUCUUUGUCUUACGGUGUCUCCGUUCUGGAGCCACCGCCCGGAGAGACUCUAUGGAAACAUACUUGUCCACUGCAGAAACGACUCCUGCCUAUCGAGAGCGUCGACGAGGGAGCUCAUUAUUACCGGCGAUACUUUCUCGGACGAGAGCAUCAGAAUUGGUUCGGCAUGGAUGAACAGCUAGGACCGGUGGCCAUCAGCAUUCGCAAGGAUGUCAAUCACUAUCGCGUGAUUGUACGUACAUCGGAAUUAUUAACGCUACGUGGCACCGUGCCGGAGGAAGCUCUCGGUAUCAGGCCGCAAGGUCGGCCGCCAACUAGAGAACUCCUGGAGUUGGUCGCGCCGGAAGUACAAUUGGGCUGCUUGAGGCUCGGCAUGGCCGCCGCCGAGGAAGCGUUGGCCAGGCUGGACGAGCAAGGAUUAUCCAAUAGAUACAAGGUCGGCGUGCUGUACUGCCGAUCCGGUCAGAGAACCGAAGAGGAGAUGUACAACAAUCAGCACGCUGGUCCAGCCUUCCUGGAAUUCCUGGACACCAUUGGCCAAAGAAUAAGACUGCGAGGAUUCGAGGGUUACAAGGCUGGACUGGACACCAGAACCGACUCGACGGGUACGCACGCGGUGGCGGCGACGCAUCGCGGGACGGAAGUCACCUUUCACGUAUCCACCAUGCUACCCUUCACUCCUAAUAACCGGCAGCAGCUGCUGAGGAAGAGGCACAUCGGAAAUGACAUAGUCACGAUAGUUUUUCAGGAACCUGGCGCGUUACCGUUCAGCCCGCGAAGAAUACGCUCCCAGUUUCAACACGUAUUUAUUGUUGUGCGGGCCAUAAAUCCUUGCACCGAAAACACACAAUAUAGCGUGGCAGUAUCCAGGAGCAAGGAAGUGCCCAUUUUUGGUCCGCCAAUUCCACAGGGUGCCACAUUCACAAAGGGAAAGGCUUUCGCGGACUUUAUCCUGGCGAAAGUCAUAAACGCCGAAAACGCAGCUCACAGAUCUGAAAAGUUUGCCACGAUGGCUACGAGGACGAGACAAGAAUAUCUAAAGGAUCUCGCUACGAAUUAUACUACCACUACAGUCGUCGACACAGGCCAGAAAUUCUCGAUGCUCUCCUUCAGUAGCAAGAAGAAGACCACGGUGCGACCGAGACUUUCUUGCGACGCGUCUCAGCGCGGUGCGAUUUGCUGGCAAGUCAUACUCGAGGAUAGCAAUCAAAACACCGAUUGUUAUUUAGGCAUAAGCAUAGAUACUAUCGUGCUGAUCGAAGAGCACUCCAGGCAGAUAGUAUUUGUCACUCCGUGCGUGAGCGUGCUCGGAUGGCAUGCUCAAACAAACAGUUUGAGAUUGUAUCAUCAUCAAGGUGAAUGCAUUACCAUACACGUACGCGGUGAUUACGGCGAGAGGGACGAGUUAAUGGAAAUUGUGGCUCGGCUGCGUGCUGUAACUCAAGGCGCACCAGCUUCGGAGCUGUCGUUGAAAAGGAACAGCCUGGGACAGUUGGGUUUCCACGUUCAACCCGACGGUGUUGUAACGCAGGUUGAAAGUAUGGGGCUGUCAUGGCAGGCGGGCCUUAGACAGGCCUCCAGGCUGGUCGAGAUUUGCAAGGUGGCAGUGUCGACCUUGAGUCACGAUCAAAUGGUCGAUCUAUUGAAAACCAGUGUCCAAGUUACCGUCACCGUAAUACCUCCAACUAACGAAGGAAAUCCACGAAGAGGCUGCACGCUGCAAAAUUGUCAUUAUCUGUCGAAUAAUUACGAAGGGGAUUACGAGAACGUAACCAGCGCGGAUAACACGCCAACUCAGCAAACGGCGAUGUCGCAUCAACGGCGAUACGAUCGAUCGUUCAGUCCGCCGCGAUCGAGCAACAGCUCCGGGUAUGGUACUGGAUCAAGCUCUAGAUCGUUCAACGAUCCACGGUUUCCGUUGGAGGGUACAAUGACUAGCAGCAGUAGCGGACACAGUAGUGCCGAUGAUCGUUGGUACGAGCUUCUAGAACCGCAGGAUCAAGACGGCAGUCAUCGCGCGGACGGUACGCCGCCACCGUUACCAGCCCGACAAAAUUAUCAAGCCGUGACACCGAGCAAAUCUGGUCAGAAAAAAGACAAGUCUCAUUACGCCAGCGCCAAACAGCUCGUAGACGGCUCAAAGCAUCGCGAGCAUGGUCACGAGCAUUAUACGAAGGAGAGCAAUUAUGUGUCGUCGAAAAUCAUUCAGGAGAACGCGCGACAUGAGAAUUACCAGCGGCAAUUGGACAAUAUGCAUCGUGGUCAGGAUCACGUAACCACGAAUUACGUGAAGAUGCAGAAAGAGCGAUACGAGAACAAGCAAGAAAAUCUAUACGCGUCUCAGAGAGAACUUCACAAGAAUGACGUGCAACAUCACGGUAACCAUCAGAAGCUCGGCGUGUCGAAUUCGCUGCCGUUGGCGCACAACGCCGUUUAUAGUCUGCCAAAGUCGGGCAGCAACAACAAUCUCGGCAGGUACAACGAAUACGAGCAAUCCGGCGGCAAGUAUGAUUACGAGACACCCACGAAAUCGGAAAGAGGUUCGAAGUAUGAGAUGCAGGAGGAAAAGAUGAUCGAACGCUCGACAGCCAAGUAUGAACAUGAUAUGCGGGUUCAUGAGAAGAGGAUUGGCUACGAAUAUUCGGAGGAUAUUUACGAAAGGAGAAACAGUAAAUACGACGCGGAGCUCACCAAAUACGAGAUGGAAUGUCAGCAUGCUGGUAACGAGAGGAAACACAAUAACGACAGCAAUGGCGAGCACAAUCGAGAACCCAUGAAAUAUGAGAUGCCGCACGAUUUCAAAGUAGGUGAAAAGGUCACCUGCCUGAAGACUAGUAUGUCGGAACGACCGGUGCACAAAGUAAACGUGGAAUACCGUCAGUCAAAGGAUUUUCCGGCGAGCUUGCCACCGGAAGUGAGAAUAUCGGACGUCAAUUGCCCGGAGGUGACUACAAUGCCCAGCGAGGACGAGCUGUCGAACGGCUCUGGCAGCGUAUCGCCCAGACUGCGUCGCGCUAACAAACAUCGUGGCGGAAAUCGUACUCCAUCCAGCGGCAGCUCUAGGAAUCAGAGUCCACGGCCCAAGCCGGGUAUGAGGAACGCGCAUCGAAAUUCCGCGAAUUUAACGUCUAGCACGCUGCAGGAAGAUCUCAUGAGAUUGAUUAAUCCCGAUUAUAUUGCCGACGACAGCCAGAUUGUCAAUAACAAUCUUGUGAAUUGCGUGAUGAGCCCGAAUCAAAACUCGAAUAAGAUGAAUAACAAUAUGUUGGAAAUUCAAAACAGAUGUAGGUCUAGGGAGAAUUUGUGUGGCAACAGUACAUCCACUUUGAGUGUAUUGCCUGCGAAUGGGCAGGAAAACGGGAACAAUGGAUCGGAAGUGAUCCUGACGAUGGCCAGGCCAGCCACAGUGAUCUCAAACGCCAGCACUGCCUCAAGUCCAGCACCGAGUGAAAACAAGUUGUCAAAGGAGGAAAGAUUAUCGCCGCGUGUCACGAAACCGCUUCAUUCGAUUAUAAAGCCACACAAUAAUCUAACGCCGAUUAAAGAUGUAAAGACUCAUAACGAUGCAAAUGUGGAUUGUUGGAAGAAUCAACACGCAGAUUCAAACAGGUCAACAAAGCAGCAUCCUCAAGAAUGGUCUGACGACAGACUUAUCGAUGGAUGCAACGCGAAUACGAAUCCCGUUUCGGAUUUGCAGUCUCAUCUGUCCACUCUCGAACUGAGAAUGGCGAGGGAGACGCGUCUGCGACUCUCGUUAGAAGACGAGGUGCGCCGACUGCGCGACGAGAAUCGGCGUUUGCAAGAGUCCGAGAAUUUACGAUUUUCCUUGGAAGACGAAAAUCGCCGUCUGAAAGACGAGAAUCACGCGGCUGCACAGCAACUCCGGCGCUUCACGGAAUGGUUCUUUCAAACGAUGGAUCAUCAAUAAUCGAUAACGAAUUUAUAGAAUAUUUCAUUGUACAGCGAUAACUUCAUCACGAUAAAUAAUCGAUAAGCUAUACUCUUGUUGAUAUCUUGGAAGUUAUUUGCAAAACAUAUUGUCACCAAUGUUCUUCAAAUAUGAAUUAAGUUCAUCAUAUAUCGUUAUAUUCAAUUAUUAAAUCAGUAGCAUUUACUUCGCGUCCCCUUUUCUCAAUCACCCGAAUCGGGACAUGAUCUUUGUAAGUACAGUAUUAAACGUGACCUUUGCCUAAACAUAUAGAUGUAGACGAAAUUGAAUCGAACCGCAGACGACUGUGGGUGAGCAUAAGUACCAAUAAGUAAAAAUAAUAUGUCAUUCAUAACUCUUUCGGCGGUUUUCGGCACUUUGUAUUAUAUAAAUUCGUUAGAUUUGUUUUUCUAUUGUAAAGUAUAAGUUACCAUCGUACUGUCUCCUCUCUCCGAGGACUCAUGCGUUGACAACAAAACUAUCCAUCUAGAUUAUUCGAAGUAAUUAGUGCUAAAACUAUCCGUUUGAAUGUCUUUAAGGAGACAAUGCGUGUUAAACAUCAAUAUUUUGAUUUUAGAAAAGCGACCAAAUGACCAAAUAUUACUAGAAAAUUAAGGACUGCUUUAACUCUAUAAUUUAUUAUGCCUUUUAUAUUAAUCAUUUAUUAUAGCGUGAUAAAAAACCGUCGCACUCGCUAAAGCGACACCGACGCGAGUGCGGUAUGCUCUCUGUCCGAAAUUUUUUCUUUGUAAUACAUGACGAAGCAUAAUUUCGACAUAAUGUACGAGAGUGACGUUUUCUGAAGACAGUGAGUCAAUCAAUAAAGAGAAAUGUGUACUUUAACGAUAUCUUCAUUCUUAGAAGGACCAAAUGUAGUGUAUAUCUUAACGCUCGAAGAGCACUUUUCAUAGACAGCAAUAUAUGUAUGAAAAAAAAGUGGAUAGGACAGGGAUCGAUUGAAUCUGUUACCACCGGUUAGAAUAAAAUAGUUUAUUGUAAUCCACAGAAAAAAACAAGACAUUUCCAUGAUGCCUUAAGAUCUGUCUGUCUCACUGUUCUGUCAGUUUAACAAUUAGCUGCGAUUACACUCCCUCCUGUUUCGAGACCACGCGAAAACGCUCGCUCGUCGGCUCGUCGCCGUGUCGCGAUACCGGCAGCAGCGACAGUCCUUAAUACUCGAUACGCUGGAUCCAGCCAGAAUCCAGCCAGAUUUAUGAAGGAUCGGAUUAUGCGUUUGGUAUAUCCCUAUAGAUAAGAAGAAGCUAACAUAUGGCUUUUAUUACCACGCGAUAUCGCGAUUCGGCGGCUUUGCACUGUGACUGUUGCUGUCGUAAUGUCGCGAUACGCCUAUCCUUCUGAUCGCAUUGCGGAAGAGAAUAAGCGCCGGUGUUCUCCUUACUCUUUCAUCCUUCUCUUUCUCUCCUCGUGUUUUACGACGCCCGUAAAUCCGGACCGUCGAGCUCGACGCGAUUAUCGUUAUCGGUGUAAUCAGAGACAAGCAAAAUAUUACUCCAUUCUUGCGAGCGUCACGUCCAUUCUUCAUAUCUCACUGUCUAUUAUUUAAACGUGUGUGCGUAUGUAUGUGUGUAUGCAUGUAUGUGUCUCUGUGUAUCGAUAAUUAGCUCGUUUCUAAAUUCUAGAUUCUAUGUAUAUUGGCGUCCGAUGGACGCUCUGAUUACUGCGCUUUCUGAGAGGAAAGUGAUUAUGCGAGAGAAUAUUUGACUGCUUAUAAUCGAAACACUGUGAAGUAAUAUUUCACACAGCUCUGCGUGUAACGCUUACGUCACCGAGGCUUCUCUUCGGUUUUGUUCGCUUAAGUACAUGAGAAGUAAUGCUUAGCAAGUGUAAUUACUCGUAGAGAGAGAUGUUUAAACACUCGGACUUAGUUUUACUCUAGUAGCGUUUUCCUAUAUACUCAUAAUUAACACGCCCUCACGUGGAAGUACAUCUCCAUUAUGAAGUUCUGGAUGAAUUGUCUUUUGAAUAAAUCUCAAAGCGCAUCUU
Molecule: messenger RNA, 6860 nt
Organism: Pogonomyrmex barbatus (red harvester ant)
Lineage: Eukaryota; Metazoa; Arthropoda; Insecta; Hymenoptera; Formicidae
Product: signal-induced proliferation-associated 1-like protein 2
Biological process (GO): regulation of small GTPase mediated signal transduction
Cellular component (GO): cytoplasm
Molecular function (GO): protein binding; GTPase activator activity
Source: RefSeq, a predicted model, not a curated record